Aspergillus calidoustus is the source of this 1335-nucleotide messenger RNA. The record is from the annotation of a GenBank genome assembly. NCBI's taxonomy places the organism in Eukaryota, Fungi, Ascomycota, Eurotiomycetes, Eurotiales, Aspergillaceae.
GGCAAAUAUACCAGGUUAGGUUAUAAGCACGAGGUCCAUCGCAGGGAGCACAACACGAAGAGUUUCACUUCAUAUACUGUUAUACUCAGCCUCUUCAACAGCCCGCAUUGCAGGGAUGACUCUGCCCAUCUCAAAGCUACAACAGGGCGCGGAGGUAAUCAAUCCAGGAAACGAUUACAAGAUCAUUCUCCGCAACGACAUCCCCGUUUCAGACCCAGGGAGCAAUGAAGUUCUGGUCAAAUUAACCUGUACUGGUCUCUGCCACUCCGAAGUCCGCGCCGUGCUAGGCUGGAGCUCAUACUGCUCGAUCAUCGGCCACGAAGGGAUAGGAACAAUCGUGAAAACAGGCCCGGGCGUUGCAGAAUCCGCAGCACUCGGUCAGCGUGUCGGUGUCAAGUGGCUCUACAGCGCAUGCAACGCAUGCUCCGUCUGCCAGCGCGGGUACCAGCAUAAUUGCCCGCGGCAAGUCAACACUAGUCGCCAUGUCCCCGGGACACUCCAGCAGUAUGUCGUAGCGGAUGCGCGGUUCCUCACGAGGAUUCCCGAUGGGGUAUCCGAUGAGGUUGCUGCGCCGCUUCUCUGCGCCGGGCUAACGAUGGCUGGUGCGCUGUCGAAACUUGAUAAUGUUCUGGAACAGGGAGACUUUAUUGUGAUUUCAGGUUCUGGUGGUGGGCUGGGUCACAUCGGAGUGCAGAUUGCUGCUCGGAUCAAGAAGCUCCGCGUCAUUGCCGUUGACGCGGGCGAGGAGAAAAGGAAGCUGAGUCUGAGUUCCGGGGCUGAGGUCUUUAUCGAUUAUCGGGACGAGGAUGUCGCGGCCAGAGUCCAUGAGAUAACGGGAGAAGGCGCGCAUGCAACAAUAGUGGUCCCAGGUACCAGAGAAGCCUUCGCGAUGGCUCCAAACGUGGUUAGGAAUAUGGGAUUGAUUGUCUGUGUCGGAUUGCCGCCGAAUGAUAUGGAUUUGCCCAUCUCAGCAACCGCAUGUGCGGCGAGAGGUAUCUCAAUCAUCGGCUCAUCCGUCGGCACUGAAGACCAGAUGGGCGAGCUUUUACAACAGGCUGCAACAGGACAUAUCACUCCCUCGAUCCAGACUUUUGAUUUCUCGCAUACGCCGGCUCUUAUCAACGGGUUGAAAGAUGAUGCAAUCACAGGGCGAGCUGUUGUUAGGAUUCCACCGUAACUUCCGUCUUCAGCAGCAUACUGCAUGUCUGAUGUGUCUUCAACUUGAUAUAUGCCGUGAAGCAGUAAUCUAGCUAUUAGAAUUCAAUUAUAUCGUCGAAGCAUCUAUCAGGUAAUAAGAAAGUAAUUUAGCGCAGAUUAGCACUCCAAAGUAUUCGC